Fonsecaea erecta is the source of this 870-nucleotide messenger RNA. RefSeq lists its product as hypothetical. The record is from RefSeq and is a predicted model, not a curated record. The coding region runs from base 1 to 870 and encodes 289 amino acids. The transcript is spliced from 2 exons. NCBI's taxonomy places the organism in Eukaryota, Fungi, Ascomycota, Eurotiomycetes, Chaetothyriales, Herpotrichiellaceae.
AUGAGUUGGAUGGACUCCUGGUCGCGACCAGGCAAACAUGCUGCAGUACCACCUCCAUUCUAUCUCACCCAGGGAGAAGAUGUCCCCUACUGCCGAACUUGUGGUAUUCGCAAGCAGCAACAAAAGGGGCCAGGUACCAUCAAAUAUUGCUCCGAUCGGUGUCGAAAUCGGAAGCCAGGCCCGGCGGACAAGAAGGUGGAGAGAGUGAUAGUGGCUCUCUUGAAUGCAGAGCCGGGAUCCGGGAUCGAGAGGACUGCCGCUUCUUCCAAGUUGACCAAGGGCGACCGACGAAUCAUCGUGACAUGCGAAGAAAUCGAAGAUGUCGUCUUCGGCAGGAGACACGAUCCUACGAAAACAUUCGGGCGCAAAAAAAAUCGCGCGAGCCGGGCACUGCAAGAAGAGGGUGAGUGGAAAAGUGUUGACAUGGACGAAAACCACGAGUUCUCCUCCGAUCAGGAUGUCUCGCUGGAAGAGGCUGGUCAUCAACGAAUCCGUCCAAAGGUUCGGCCAUCUCAGCUGGAAUCUGACGUCAAUGGAAGCAUUGGUGGAGAGAAAGGCUGGGCCGAGCGUCACUCUGAAACUCCCGAGGAGUACGAGAAGAGACUGGAGGGACAGCAGCGCGCCGAAGAGCGCGAGAUGGUCCGUCGAGCCGCGAGGCGAGGUGUUGUGUUCGGGUUUGAUGUGGAUCACUCAAAAUCGGAUACUCAAACACAGCAGGUCAACGGGAACUCGGAGUUGCGUCAGAAUGGAAUCAAAACGGGACAUCAACCUUCUCCACCAUUGCGACGAAAGUGUGAAGCCCUAAUGAACGGUUCUGUGGUGGAGCCCAGCUUUGCCAAGGGUAAUUGGGCUAUUCGAUGGAGAGAGUAG